Pimephales promelas (fathead minnow) is the source of this 660-nucleotide messenger RNA. Its product is annotated as lecithin retinol acyltransferase. The record is from RefSeq and is a predicted model, not a curated record. Gene Ontology annotation, cellular component: rough endoplasmic reticulum. Gene Ontology annotation, molecular function: phosphatidylcholine-retinol O-acyltransferase activity. Gene Ontology annotation, biological process: vitamin A metabolic process; retinol metabolic process. Lineage: Eukaryota; Metazoa; Chordata; Actinopteri; Cypriniformes; Leuciscidae.
AUGAUUGCUCUCAGAUUGUUUAAUUUGUUCUUCAUCACCUCAGCGCUGGAGGACGAGUGUGAAGAAGACAGAGGGAUGAAAACUUACGUUUCCCUGUACAAGCGCGGUGACCUUUUGCUGGUGUCAAGGACUCUUUUUAAACAUUUUGGAAUCUACUUAGGUGAAGGUCGCGUCGCUCAUUUUAUCCCAGACAUCCUACCAGUAUUCACUAACGAAAAGUCCAUGGUUGAGCAGAUGGUGACCAACAAAAGACUGAUUUUUGGAGUUUUGGCCAAGGCAGCCAGUGUUUGUGUAGACCCUUUGGCUGAUUUUGCAUAUGGUGCACAGAUUCAGGUCAAUAGUACAGAUAGUAUGGUCAGUGUACAGCCACUGAAUGGAGAGGAAGUGGCACAGAGGGCAGAGAAGCUGAUUGGAUCUUUCUCCUACAGCUUACUGUGGCACAACUGCGAACACUAUGUUAUGUAUUGCUGCUAUGGUGUUGCAUUUAGCUUCCAAACCUUCCAGUUCUGCAAAACUGUAAGGACAAUUCUCUUCAGCGGGAAGAUGGCCUUCCUGUCAGCUAUAAUUGGAGCCUUCAUCAUUUUAUAUCUAGGCGCUAUGACACCUCUCACCACCCUUCCCAUUGUCAUCAUUCCCUUUACAAUCUGGAUGGCAUCUUGA